UCUAAGUCAUACGAUUCUCUCUCUCUCUUUAGUUCGAUCUAUUCUAAGACAAGAACACUAGGAUUAGAACACGUUAUCAGCACGAGACUCUAAACCCUAGCUAAAAUUUAGCGACCACAAAAACCCUAAUUUCAGCCGCAACUUCAAACCUCCAUAUCUCCCUAACCGUAAGGAUCCAGACGGCGAGUAAUAUAUCAAAUUGAAGCUCUUGAUGAGAAGAAUCCAUCGCCGCAGACCACGCAUCAAUCCGACUCCAGACGCGCCGUCACCUCCCAGUGCAAGCCGCGCCGUCAAAGAUCAUCCAAAACCCUAAUAGCCGCCAACUCCUUAUCUCUCUUAAUUUCGAUAUCUAUUGUUCUUUGAUCUCAUACUAAUCCAACUUUGAAACUUUCAUUGUUGAUUAUUCAAGGUUUCUAAAAGAUGAACCAAGGAGAAAAGAUCGGCAAAGAUUAAGAUGUCGAGACUCCAUCACUCGGAUUACCCAGCCCUUGAUCUCAAUGGAGACAAUUACCUUGAUUGGGCGAUGAACACUUCAGCCGAUUUAAAGUCUAAAGGACUUGGGAAGUGUAUCAAAUACGGCAAUGAUACCCUUGCAUAUGAAAGGCGUAGAGCUGUUUUGAUGAUGAGAAAGCAUCUCGUGAAGGAUCUGUAUGAUGAGUGCAGUUACAUCAACGAUCCUUACGAUCUCUGGUCGAGAUUGAACACCAUGUUCUUCGAGCCAUUACUAGAUGAGUCCAUGAAAAAAUGGAAGGCUCUGAGGUUUCAGGAUUAUGAGUCCGUGGAUGACUAUCACUUUGAUCUUAUGAGAAUCACCUAUAGUCUUAAACUAUGUGGUGAAGUGAUAACAAACUAUGACUUGUUAAGCAAGACUCGUGACACGAUCCAUUCAAAGGAAGUGUUGUUAUCACAGAAGGCUAAAGGUUUCACAACCUAUUACGACCUUCUCUCAUACCUUUCAGCUCUUGAGGAAAAGAAGCAGAAAAGGAAAGUCAACCUCGACAAACUCGACUAUGUUAUGGAGAUCAGUGCCGAGUAUCAAUGUGAGAUGAUAUACGGUGAUGCUGAAGAAGCUAAGAAAAGAAAAUUCGGGUGGACUCAUAUAGAUGAUGAGAUUGGUUUAUUCAUUGAAUAGAGAACCAAAUGUGAGCCACGUCCAAGAUGUUAUUAUGGACUGGCCGGCUAUUGUUUAAGCCUUUUGACAUUCUGAUUUCAUACUUAUGAUUUGGUGUUUUGUUUUAAAUAUAAUUUGUCAUUCAAAUUUCAUAGCAUUAAUAAAAGUUUUUCUUUUAUCUUGA
Messenger RNA from Raphanus sativus (radish), 1295 nucleotides. RefSeq lists its product as uncharacterized. NCBI's taxonomy places the organism in Eukaryota, Viridiplantae, Streptophyta, Magnoliopsida, Brassicales, Brassicaceae. The coding region runs from base 455 to 1132 and encodes 225 amino acids. The transcript is spliced from 2 exons. The record is from RefSeq and is a predicted model, not a curated record.